AUGUGCUUUUAUGAUUCAUACCUCGAAUCAAUAAUAAUUCCAGAAAGUGUAAAAAGAAUUGAUGAUGAUGCUUUCCGUGAUUGUCGUCGUAUGACAAGUGUAAAAUUUUUAGGACCAGUUGAUUUUUUUGAUGGAUAUAUAUUUUAUCAGUGCGAUAUUCUUGAUCUCAUAAGCUUUCCUGAUACACCAAUGAUUGUUAAUGCACCUUUGUUUAUUUCAACUACUACUCCUAAAGCAAGAUUAUCAUUCACUUGCAAAACAUUCUUUUCUUCUACAGCUAUUGAAAGAGAUACAAAAGUUUUGAUUUCUUACAUAAAUGAAUCAAAUCUUAUUAUUACGCCUCAAUUGUUUAUUAUGAAAUCAAAUCAAACAGAAAUUUAUGAAUAUUGGGGAUUAAACACUAAUAUUAUGAUCCCUAAAAAUAUAACAACAAUCAAGGAAAGUGCUUUUGAAAAUUCAACAAUUUCCCAGAUAGGUUUUGAAGCAGAUUCACAACUUUCAACAAUUGAGAAAUAUGCAUUUAGAAAAUGUUCAAAUUUAAGUUCAUUUGACUUUUCUCCAACUUUAUUGAGGUUUUUAGGAAUUGAAUCAUUUAAAGACUGCAUAAAAUUGAGAUCUGCGAAUUUUGCAUCGAAUCAAUUAGUUGUUAUGAGAAAUGCAUUUGAGAAUUGCAAUAAUCUAGUUAAUGUGAGUAAUAUUGCAGAUGUUCUUGAAAAUUGUUUUAGUGGAUGUAUUAAAUUGGCUGAUGUUAAGAUUCGAGAUAAUGCAGCAAAAAUUGCAUACAAAUCAUUCGAAAAAUGCUAUUCAUUAGAAAGUAUUAAAAUUCCUUCGUCUAUUGAAAUAAUAUCUGAGCAUGCGUUCGCAAACUGUGUUAGUCUUAAAUCAAUCAUUUUUAGUGAAACAAAUAAUCUACUGAAAAUAUCAUUCAAUUCAUUUUCAGGCUGUAAUUCACUUGAAAACAUAAGUAAUUUUGAUUCAGACAAAUAUAAAUGCUUUGAUAAUACUCUUUACUACAAAAAUGAAACAGGAAUAGAUCUCAUCUUUCAUGCAUUUAACUCAUCAGACAAAGUGCUAAUUCUCAACUGCAAUGUUAUCUGUAGUUACUCGUUCACUGAUUGCAAUAAUGUUUAUAACAUUAGUAUUUCCCCAAACAGUGUUUCCCUGAUUGAAAAAUUUUCAUUUUACAGUUGCAAGAAUCUUAAAUAUAUCAACUUCCCACUUUCAGUUGAAACAGUUGAAUCUAAUUCAUUCACUGAUUGUCCUUCUCUUCGUUGCCCUUUAAUUAUUGAAAAUAUAACUAUUGAUUACCUAAGAAUGAUUGUUGAUUCAGGUAUUCCUAGUCGCCUGCUGUUUUCAUGUCAUAUUCUUGCUGGAUCAUAUAAUAUCCAAAUAAUAAAACGAAUAGUUAGUAAUUCACCAAGUCUUUUCUGGAAACAUCUUUCUAAAUAA
This is a messenger RNA of Trichomonas vaginalis G3, 1449 nucleotides long. RefSeq names its product amphoterin-induced protein family. NCBI's taxonomy places the organism in Eukaryota, Parabasalia, Trichomonadida, Trichomonadidae. The record is from RefSeq and is a predicted model, not a curated record. The transcript has a single exon. Bases 1 to 1449 code for a protein of 482 amino acids.